Messenger RNA from Plectropomus leopardus (leopard coralgrouper), 1226 nucleotides. RefSeq names its product RNA 5'-phosphate and 3'-OH ligase 1 (gene rlig1). Gene Ontology annotation, biological process: response to reactive oxygen species. Gene Ontology annotation, molecular function: RNA ligase (ATP) activity. Lineage: Eukaryota; Metazoa; Chordata; Actinopteri; Perciformes; Serranidae. The record is from RefSeq and is a predicted model, not a curated record.
AAUGCGCCGCCUGGGCUCCGUUCAGCAGAAGAUCCCGUGUGUUUUUCUGACGGAGGUGAAAGAGGAACAGUCCAGAAAACGAGGCGGUCAGCAAUUUCAGGUGGUCGCCACAGAAAACGUGAACCCUGUUGCUCUGGAGGCCAGCAUCGAUUGUGCACUCGCAACCGAAAAAAUAGAUGGCACCUGCUGUUAUGUUACAGCUUAUAAAGGGCAGCCUCACCUCUGGGCUCGACUCGACAGGAAACCUAACAAACAGGCAGAGAGGAGGUUCAGAAAGUAUCAGUACUCUCACAGGAGCUCUAAAGGUUUCACAUGGAACGUAGAGGAAGAUUUUAAGAUGAUGCCAGAGACGUGGAUCCCAGCCCACAGAGUCAAACAUCACAGUGGCCAUCCAGUGCCUGACGAACAUGGACACAUUCCAGGCUGGAUUCCGGUAGAGAAGGACAACAAACAGUACUGCUGGCACUCCUCUGUGGUGGAUUCUGACAUCGGUACAGCUCUGAUUCUCAGGCCCAGCUCUGACCAUGAAGACAUGCUAGAAGUUGCAGCGGUCCCGUUGGCUGACCUCAUGGAACAAACGCUGGAGCUAAUUGGAACCAACGUCAACGGAAACCCUUAUGGAUUGGGGAAUAAGAAGCAGCCGAUCCACUGCCUCGUGUCACAUGGGAGUGUUCGAAUCAGAAACCCUCCCCCUGUUGACUUCGAGCAGCUGUGCUCUUGGUUUCAGGAGAAUCCAGAGGGCAAAGCUGAGGGCAUCGUCUGGCACUGCAAUGACGGUACGCUCAUUAAGGUGCAUCGUCAUCACCUGGGACUGAGGUGGCCAGACGGGGAGACCACUCUUGGGGACAGGUCGGUGGUCAUUAAUGUUGAUGGGACGGUUGAUGAAUACAACAAUAGCAAGGACUUGUUUGCUUCCUUCAACAGACUGAAUGGACAAUGUUUUAGCCGACUGACAGACAUCCAGUUUGACUUUCCUUUUUCCGAAGCUUCUGCUGUGACCCUGUAAGAUUUGUCACUUUGGUGAGAGCUGCCAGAUAUUUUUGCCAAUAAUUCCAGAUGUAUACAGAGGAAUCUGUUAAAGUUUGACAUUUGCAGAAGUGUGUACAGCUUUAGUGUAAACAAAAAACUGACCAACUGGACAUUUUUUCAAAAAGUGAAGUUGUUCAAAAUGUUCCAUUAAUAUCCUGUAAAUACUGUAUGUUUAAGGUAUUUCAUUGCUAAAUGAA